AUAAGUUCCUUCUCCACACCCUACCUCUCUCAUCCAAAAUCUCAAAACCCAUCAACUACUUCCUACAUACACAUCCCUUCCCUUUUUCUCCUGCAAUUCCCAAACACCUCCUUAAGUAAUCAUUACACCAUUAUAUCCAAUCUUUUCAUAACUCUCUUCUUAGCCCUUAUUCUCACAAUCACCACAAUUCUUGCUCCUUUUCACCCUCCUACCUUUCCUUUUUAUUUGUUUUACCAACAAAAAAUGUACAAGUUUGAGAAGAGAUCAACAAUCCACGACAGGUUCAUAAACCCUUCAUUCUCUUCCACCCUCUUAGACCAAAUUUACCGUUCCAUCGACGAAGGAGAAACAAAAUUAACCACCGAAACAACCAAAUUUUACAGAGAACAAAAACCAACGGUUAUAAACAAACCAACAACCGACAGAAAAUAUUAUAACUACGAACCAAAAACUGAAAAACUUGUCACUGUCGUGAAAGAAACCAACAACAAUCGAAAAUCAAAUCAACAUGAUCAUGACCAAGAUGCUCUGUUCUUCAGUUCAACCUCAAUUUCUUCGGAUUCUAGCUCCAGUGGAUUCUCCUCCUCCGACACAGAUUCAUUAUACAGAACAAAAUCACGUUCCUCGUCGUGCUUUGUUCCACCGAGGCCAAAACCGGUGAGAACAAGCACGUCGGCAUCAUUUAGGUUUGAAAAAGAGAAACAUGGGAAUCAUGUUUUCGAUGAUUUUUGUCGAAGUUCAGAAACCAAACAAGGCACAGAAACUCGCGGCGAGGAAGUAAUUUUAAUAAAGAACAAAUCAAGAGCCGUUAAGAUUUACAAUAACUUGAAGAAAGUGAAGCAACCGAUUUCGCCAGGUGGAAAACUCACGAGUUUCCUCAACUCUCUAUUUGUUAAUAGUAACAAUGAGAAGAAAAUGAAGACUGAGAAACCAACAAAGACGAAGAAGCAGAUGAACACGUGGGAGACUCAUGAGGGAAAAGUAGCUUCCACGUGUUCAUCUGCUUCUUCGUUUUCGCGGUCUUGUUUGAGCAAAACAGCGUCAUUUUGUGGUAGAAAUGAUUACAAAACUGUUGGUUUUUGUGGAGUGGAAGAGGGUAGAGCUAAGGUGGAGGAAGCUACUAGAAAGUUUUUGAAUGAGUACCAUAGCCGUAACAAGAAGAAGAAGAAGGACGAUUUAGUUUUAUUAAAGGAUUUGUGUAUUAAUCAAAAUGAAGAAGAGGAUGAAGAUGAUGAUGAUGUGGCAAGUUGUGCAAGUUCUGAUCUUUUUGAGUUGGAUCAUUUGAGUGUGUUUGGAGAUAGUAGGUAUUGUGAGGAGCUUCCUGUGUAUGGAACUACCCGUGUUAGUUAAUUAGUUAAUUAUUGAUUAGUAAUAAUAGUGUCAUUGUUAAUGCAUGAGGCUAGAAGCAUAUAUCAUAUAUAGAUACAUGAAUAACAGAACCAUUUGGAUA
Medicago truncatula (barrel medic) is the source of this 1450-nucleotide messenger RNA. RefSeq names its product protein BIG GRAIN 1-like A. The record is from RefSeq and is a predicted model, not a curated record. NCBI's taxonomy places the organism in Eukaryota, Viridiplantae, Streptophyta, Magnoliopsida, Fabales, Fabaceae. The coding region runs from base 244 to 1350 and encodes 368 amino acids. Gene Ontology annotation, biological process: auxin-activated signaling pathway. The transcript has a single exon.